Messenger RNA from Suillus discolor, 3399 nucleotides. RefSeq lists its product as uncharacterized. Gene Ontology annotation, molecular function: transcription corepressor activity. The record is from RefSeq and is a predicted model, not a curated record. The transcript has 11 exons. Lineage: Eukaryota; Fungi; Basidiomycota; Agaricomycetes; Boletales; Suillaceae. Gene Ontology annotation, cellular component: Sin3-type complex; chromatin. Gene Ontology annotation, biological process: negative regulation of transcription by RNA polymerase II. Bases 1 to 3399 code for a protein of 1132 amino acids.
AUGCCACCUCCAUCACGUCCUGCUUCACGUCUACCACCAAUGGGUUCUUUCCAAGUCCCUUCUCAGCCUUUGCUAGAGCGUCCUCUCAAUGUCACAGAUGCUUUGGGCUACCUCGAUGCUGUCAAGGUACAGUUUCAUGACCAGCCGGAUGUUUACAACCACUUCCUGGACAUCAUGAAGGACUUUAAGAGUGGACUUAUCGAUACACCAGGCGUUAUAAAACGCGUCUCCCACCUUUUUAAUGGCCAUCCCUUCCUUAUCCAAGGCUUCAACACUUUCCUCCCUGUCGGUUAUCGCAUCGAGUGCUCCUCUGACCCACAACAAUCCUCUUUCAUUACCGUCACAACCCCUACUGGCACGAUGCUUCAGUCCACUCGCGACGAUUCUUGGCCUUCUGCUCCGAUAGCUCCUCCACCUGCUGUAUUGGCUGAACCCGAUGCAAACAUGUACGGCAGUCUGGAUAGCUCCUCUAUAGAACCAGCCGUUCAGUAUGUUCAAAAGAUAAAGCAACGCUGCGACGAGGCCACCUACCGCCGGUUUCUAGAAAUUCUCGGCAAGUAUCAUAACACUACCGACGCCGUCGACGAGCGCGAAGUGUCAGCUGAAAUUGCCCGUCUUUUCAAAGACGAUCCCGAUUUGCGUGCCGACUUUAGGAUUUUCAUGCCAGAGAAGAGCCAGGCUCUUUUUGACGAAGCAGAAGAAAGCUAUCUUACGGCCCCAACAGGACGCCGAACGCGAUCAAAUACGCCCUUAGAUGGAAAGCCUGUCCGCCGUCGUACAGACCCCCAACCUCCCAUCGAGCCCUCUGUACCUCAAAAACGCAAGCGUAAGGCCAACGAACGGGACACUGUCUCCACCGCACCUAAAGCUCCUUCCAAGCCACCCCUCCCUCCCUCCCUCCUCCCACCAGACGAUACACACUUCUUCGACCGCGUCAAGCGUGCGCUGGGGAAUCGGGACACUUACAACGAGUUUUUGAAGCUCGUAAAUCUCUUCACCCAGGAACUUAUAGAUACUGCACGUCUCGUCCGUGAGGCACGGAAUUUCCUGGGAGACGCCGAGUUAAUGCGCCAGUUUAGGGAGAUUCUUGGCUGGGAUGAUAGGCGUGAGAGGGAGCGGUGGGUGCUGGAGGAGAGUCAACAGCAGCAGACUUGGGCGAGGGCACAAGGCCAGGGAGGCCCUAUGAUCGUCCCAAUCCGCCCGGGCAGAGUUAGUGCAGGGCUUCAACUAGGAAGCUACCGUCGAAUGCCAGCUAUCGAAGCCAAUGUCACCUGCGCAGGGCGUGACGAGAUGUGCCGCGCAGUCCUCAACGACGAAUGGGUAUCGCACCCCACCUGGUCGUCGGAAGACGCAGGCUUCAUAGCGCACAAGAAAAACAUCUACGAAGAGGCUCUCCACCGCUCCGAAGAAGAACGCCACGAGUACGAUUUCCACGUCGAAGCAGCCACGCGCACCAUCGCUAUCCUCGAGCCUCUCGCUGCCAAAAUUUCCCAACUCCCGCUUGAAGAGCGAUCUGCGUUUAAGCUGAAGCCCAAUCUUGGAGGCUCGGGCAAAGCGGUGCACGCACGCGUCAUCAAGAAGAUAUAUGGACGCGAAGCUGGACUGGACGUUUUGCAAGCGAUGCAAGAUGCACCAGCCCUCGCUAUCCCCGUCGUCCUCAUGCGCCUCAAAGAGAAAGAGGAGGAAUGGAAACGCGCACAGAGGGAGUGGAAUAAAGUAUGGAGGGAAGUAGACGCCCGGAACGCUUCUCGUGCUUUGGACCACGCGGGGAUCGCAUCAAAAGCGCUAGUGGCUCAGAUCGAAGCUGCGCGCGAUGCGCAGGUGAGCCAGCGGGCUGCGCUUGUGGAUCCGUUGUUUGCGCGUGCGAGGGUGCGGCAUCAGUUGGCGUACGAGGUUGCGGAUACGGGUGUCUUGCAGGAUGCUGUGAAGAUGGCGUUGUCAUUUUUGGACAGGACGCAAGGGCAGAUCGGGGCUCCUGAGCGAAGACGCAUCGAAGGGUUUUUGCGGACGUUCAUUCCGUUGUUUUUCGUUUUGGAUCAAGAGGUGUUUCAUAGAGCGUUUGUGCUUGGAGAAGCGGGGGAAGUUGAGAUGGGGGAUGAUGGGGAUGAUGGGGAGACAGGGAGUGUUUCGGGUGGGAAUGGGGGGAAGAAGAAGAAGGGUGGGCUUGGUUCGGGUGGAGAUCUGAGGAAGAAGUUGCUGAAGAGCGAGCAGGCGAAGUUGACGGGGAGGAAAACGCGUGCGCAGGAAGCAGCAUCUCCGUCUUCCUCGAGACCUACUUCGAGACCUGCGUCUCCUGCGAUACCCGAUGUGAUGCAGGUAGAUGCCGUGGAGGAGGGGGAACGGGAGCCUGUUGUGCCGUUGCGCAAGGCAUCGAGGAAGAAUGUGUUCUUUGGGAAUACUGUGUUUUAUGUGCUUUUGCGACUUUUAGAGGUAUUAUACUCCAGACUCUUAUUCUUCAAAAAGCUCAGUGCGCGCAUCGCUACCGAAGCGCCUAAAUCAGCGUCUAAAGCGAAGUCGGUUGCUCCACCGCUAGGGAUGCCGUCCCUUGUCGAACUCGCUCAGUUAGACGACCGUGCUGCUCAUGCAGAUCAUUUCUAUGAUCUGAUGCUCGAGUCGUGCGAGAGGCUAUUUGAUAAUGAGAUCGAGCAAUAUGUGUUCGAGGAGCAGAUGCGGUAUAUGUUUGGGGUGAAGGAUGCAUAUCGAAUAUUUACGAUCGAUAAAGUUAUCGGGUCGUUAAUCAAGCAGGUCCAGAUUGUGUUGGCUGAUUCUAGAAGUCAAGAGCUCUUUGAGCUUUUGAAGCGCGAUCGGGCAUUACAAGUGCCGACGAUCCAAGAUCAGCUUAAUAGUCGACGGUUUGCGGAAAAUCUGCUUGGACCUGAUGAGAACAUUUUCCGUAUAGAUUGGCUUCCAGACACAAAAACGAUGACGAUUCAAUUGCUCGGGAAAGAUGAUUCGAGGAUUGAUGAUUCAGAGAUGUUGGCGGAGAGGUGGCAGGCGUAUGUGGAUUCGUUUGUGUCGAGUCCUGUCACAGAGGGCAUAUCGCAGUCCCGCGUUGGACGUCCAUUUCUUCGCAAGAACGUCCCUCCCUCGGCUACUGCCAGUACCCCAGCGGUGCUCGCGCGUAGCGCACUAGAAACGAAAGUAUGCGUCCGGACGUACCGCUUGUUCUUCGUAUCGGGUACGGAAGACUUUUUGUGGCGGAUCCCGUCCAAAACGGAUUUAGUGACCUCUGGACGGGAGGAAGCGAGGCGGGAGCGAUGGAUUAUGAAGGCAAAGGCGGGGGAGUGGAAUCCUGAUCUUGCGAAGAGCGUGAAGGAGCCGACGCCCGUGCAGGCUGGGAAGGAACAGAUCCCUGUGUCUGUGCCUGUGUCUGAGCCUGAGCCUGUGAGGGCGGUAUGA